Penicillium angulare is the source of this 1248-nucleotide messenger RNA. RefSeq lists its product as uncharacterized. The transcript has 7 exons. The record is from RefSeq and is a predicted model, not a curated record. The coding region runs from base 1 to 1248 and encodes 415 amino acids. Gene Ontology annotation, biological process: endoplasmic reticulum organization; endoplasmic reticulum to Golgi vesicle-mediated transport; Golgi organization. Gene Ontology annotation, molecular function: D-mannose binding. NCBI's taxonomy places the organism in Eukaryota, Fungi, Ascomycota, Eurotiomycetes, Eurotiales, Aspergillaceae. Gene Ontology annotation, cellular component: Golgi membrane; COPII-coated ER to Golgi transport vesicle; endoplasmic reticulum membrane.
AUGAAGACUUUCACUUCUCUAGCGCUGCUUGCUGUAGGCGCUACAGCCCAGGUCAUUGAAAGCGCAAGCUUUGGCUAUGGCAAAACUAUCUCCCCAAGUCGCGAUUCAAUUCCAGGGUGGACUAUUGGUGGAGAGGGAUUUGACCCUUCUUUGUUAUCCGAUAAACUUAUUUUAACGCCUCCAUACCCCGGAAAUGCUCGAGGAUCAGCCUGGGCACAGAGCCCUAUCUCUCAGCCUGAGUGGUCCGCCGAAUUCCAAUUCCGAGCCAGUGGUCCAGAACGCGCCAGCGGCAAUCUUCAAUUAUGGUACACAAAAGAUGGACAGGCACGCGUGGGGACAUCCAGCAUAUACACCGUGGGCCCGUUUGAUGGGCUUGCACUGGUGAUCGAUACACAUGGCGGAAGGGGUGGAAGCAUUCGUGGAUUCUUGAACGACGGAACAACAGACUACAAGACUCAUCGUAGUGUCGACAGCUUGGCCUUCGGUCACUGCGAUUACUCUUACCGUAACCUCGGUCGCCCCUCUGUGCUAAAGAUCAAGCACACCAACGCGUUCUUCGAGGUUACCGUGGACGACAAGGUCUGCUUCUCGACGGAAAAAGUCGUACUUCCAUCUGGAAACACCUUCGGUAUCACCGCCGCUACCCCCGAGAACCCUGACUCCUUCGAGAUCUUCAAAUUUGUCCUCGAGUCCGCGGCUGGCCAAACCAUUCCUCAAGGCAACAUCCCGCAGCAGGAAAAGCAGCAACCGAUCGUGAACCAGGAGAUUCCGCCAGUGGCCCAAGCUGGCUCCGGCUCUGACAAGGCUUCCGCGGCUCAGUUCUUUGACCUCAGCAACCGAAUUCAGUCUCAGAGCAAAGUCUCCAACACCAUCGUCCAGGAUAUUAGAGCGCAAGGGACUAAGAGUGAAACUCGUCACGCCGAGCUCCUCCGUCUCACCGCAUCAAAGGACCAGGUGGCUUCUCUGGAGGCCCGUCUUCAGCGCAUGGAGUCCAUGCUCCAGAGCCUCCAGCGUGAUCUGGAGGGUAAGGACUAUAGCAGUCGUUUCAACCAGCUCCAUGACACCCUGAGGUCUUCGCAUGUUACCUUGAGCGAGGCUCUUCACGGUCACCUGUUGAGUGCUAUCACUGCCUCGACACCGCGCAUGGGAUUUUUCAUCUUCCUCGUCAUUGCAUUCCAGGUGUUCCUGGCUGGCUCCUACGUCCUCUACAAGCGUCGCCGUGCUAAUAUGCCUAAGAAGUUUCUCUAA